AUGAGGCACCUCCUGUUGGUGCUGCUGCUGCUGGGUGCCGUAUGGGCAGACGACAAGGAGGAGGAGGAGGACGUGGGCACGGUGGUGGGCAUCGACCUGGGCACCACCUAUUCCUGUGUGGGCAUCUUCAAGAAUGGCCGGCUGGAAAUCAUCUCCAAUGACCAGGGGAACCGUAUCACGCCGUCCUCCUACGUGGCAUUCACGCCCGAUGGGGAGCGCUUGAUCGGGGACGCCACCAAGAACCAGCUUACAUCCAAACCCGAGAACACUGUGUUUGAUGCCAAGCGGCUCAUCGGCUGCACCUGGAAUGGCCCUUCCGUGCAGCAGGACAUUGAGUACCUGCCAUUCAAGGCCGUUGAGCAGAAAGCCAAGCCCCAUAUUCAAGUCGAUGUUGGAGGUGGACAGACAAAAAUCUUUGCUCUUGAAGAAAUUUCUGCUAUGGUCCUGACAAAGAUGAAGGAAACUGCAGAGGCUUACCUGGGGAAGAAAGUUACCCAUGCUGUUGUUACUGUGCCAGCCCACUUCAAUGAUGCUCAGCGUCAGGCUACAAAGGAUGCUGGUACCUUUGCUGGGCUGAAUGUGAUGAGAAUCAUCAAUGAGCCAACGGCUGCUGCCAUUGCUUAUGGACUGGACAAGAGCGAGGUCGAGAAGAACAUCCGGUUUGACCUGGGUGGUGGAACACUCACCCUCCUCACCAUUGACAAUGGAGUCUUUGAAGUUGUGGCUACUAAUUGUGGAUGCCGAAGGACCUGCGGACGCGGCACCCGGAACGAGCCCUGGAGUUCUGAUCGCUCUCACUGGCGGCAAACCGUGGGAUAA
This is a messenger RNA of Chroicocephalus ridibundus (black-headed gull), 819 nucleotides long. Its product is annotated as endoplasmic reticulum chaperone BiP-like. Gene Ontology annotation, cellular component: endoplasmic reticulum chaperone complex; endoplasmic reticulum lumen; cytoplasm. The record is from RefSeq and is a predicted model, not a curated record. NCBI's taxonomy places the organism in Eukaryota, Metazoa, Chordata, Aves, Charadriiformes, Laridae. Gene Ontology annotation, molecular function: ATP-dependent protein folding chaperone; ATP binding. Gene Ontology annotation, biological process: endoplasmic reticulum unfolded protein response.